Paramecium sonneborni is the source of this 1553-nucleotide messenger RNA. NCBI's taxonomy places the organism in Eukaryota, Ciliophora, Oligohymenophorea, Peniculida, Parameciidae. The record is from the annotation of a GenBank genome assembly.
AUGCGCUAACAAUAACAAUUACCAAGGUUGUCAGAAGAUGAAUAAUUUCCUGGUCGUUUACAUACACAAUCUAGAAAACUCAAGUUUGGAAGUACAUUAUUGAAUCAUAAAUGAAUUUUAGCAACUGAAAACUUUAACAAGAAAUCAAAAAAACAAAGUCCCAUGGCUGAGUCUUAAUUCAUUAAAUAAAUUGAUAACAAAUUAGAAUAAUACAAUAAAGAUAUUGAGCAACGAAAUGAUAUGAUUGUUACUAUAGAAAAAGGUUUUGAAUCUGUUAGACAAGAAUUGAUUAAAGAGAAAUUAUUAAAUGAAGAAAAAACUAAACAAUUAUAAGAUUUAGGAUAAUAAUAUCAAGCUGCUCAAUCAAAACUCAAAUCUGUUCAUGAAUCAAAUAAAAAUAUAGGACAAUCAAAUACUGAUAAGGAUAGAGAUAAAAUCUAGUAAUUAGAAACCGUUUAAAAAGCUAUUCAGACAAAAGAAUAUUAAUUAAAUUAAACUAUAGACUCACUCAAUAAUCAAUUGAAUGAUAUUGCUCAUAAAAUUAAAACUAAAGAAGACAUGCCAGAUGAUUCUAAAAAAUUAAAAGACUCAAUUAGAAAAAGUGAAGUAUUUAUAAGUAAUCUUAUUAUUCUAAGGAGAAAAAAUAUAAAUCAUAGGCUAUAAUGGAUGAACUUAAAAAGAGUUUAGAAUCCAUAUCAGCAGAGAAGUUAUUAAUUAAAAAUUAAAUGGACCUAUAUAAAAAAGAAUACCUUGCCAAAGAAGAAUGCUUAUCCACUGAAUUUAACAAUACUUAAAAUAAAGUUAAAGAAUUGUAGAAAGAAAAGAACCAAUUAUAAGAACAAAUUAAGAAGUAGCCUAUAAAUUCUUAGGAUUAGAAUAAUAAAUUAUAAGAAACCAUCAAUUAAUUAAAAUAACAAUUAGCUGAACAAAACAAAUCUAAAGAUGUAUAAAUUACAUAUUCUAUAUAAGAAAGAAAUAAAUUAAUGGAAAGGAAAUCUUGAUAUUUAGGUCAAAAAUUUCGAUCAAUUGACUCAAUAAAUUGAAGAAUAUAAAUUAAAAAUUGAAACAACAUCUAAAAACUUAGCAGAAAAAACUAAUUCAGUUGAAUAAAUUAGCAAAUCUAUUGGAGAGUCUGAAAAAGUACUUAGAGAUUAAUAAACAGAAAUUAAAUAAUUGAAUCAAAAAAUAGAAGAUUGCAAUAAAAAACUAGGAGAUUCAAAACCUAAAAAUAUGUCUUAAGUUAUAGAAACUAUUGCCAUAUUGGAAAAAACACAUGUAUUUCAUGAUUUCUUAAAUUUUAGAAAGAAAUCUAAAAAGGCCUUGCUUGUACUUUCUGCAAUAAAUUCAUUAAAUAGCCAGUAACAAUUAUCCCUUGUGGUCAUUCCUAUUGUUUUGAAUGCAAAAAAGGAUAUUAAAAAGAAUGUUUCAAAUGUGGACCUAAAUUGAAAAUUGAAGCCAUGUAUAGAAAUGAAUUGUUAGAUGAUAUAAUAGAUAUGGUUAAAUUAGUCGAGUAAAGCAUUUUGAAUAUGAAAUAAAUUACUUAAAAUUAAUGA